Molecule: messenger RNA, 798 nt
Organism: Budorcas taxicolor (takin)
Lineage: Eukaryota; Metazoa; Chordata; Mammalia; Artiodactyla; Bovidae
Product: olfactory receptor 7A10-like
Exons: 3
Coding region: 1-798 (265 amino acids)
Biological process (GO): G protein-coupled receptor signaling pathway
Cellular component (GO): membrane
Molecular function (GO): G protein-coupled receptor activity; olfactory receptor activity
Source: RefSeq, a predicted model, not a curated record
AUGUGGAAUAGGAGUGGUGAGAGAGAGUACCCUUGUCUCGCUCCUGAUCAUACAGCCAUUUGUAUAAAGAUAACUAAUGAUAUUUUUCUCCUUUCUUAUACUCAACUUCAACAAACGGAAGAAGAAAAUCUUACAGUAGUUUCAGGAUUUCUUCUUCUGGGAUUUUCAAAUGAACAAGAAUUGCAGCCCAUCACAUUCAUGAUUUUCUUCUUCCUGUAUCUGAUCACUGUGUUUGGAAAUUUGGCUAUCAUCCUAGCCACCAUUUCUGACUCCCACCUCCACACACCUAUGUACUUCUUCCUCUCCAACCUGUCCUUUGUAGACAUCUGUGUUACCUCUACCACCAUCCCAAAGAUGCUGUGGAACGUCCAGAACCAGGGGAAGCUGAUAAGCUAUGAAAGCUGCAUUACUCAGAUGUACUUUGUCAUACUCUUUGUAGGGUUGGAUGACUUUCUGCUAACAGUGAUGGCCUAUGACCGCUUUGUGGCCAUCUGUCACCCCCUGCACUACACAGUCAUUAUGAAUCCAUGGCUUUGUGGCAUUAUGCUCCUGGUCUCCUGGCUUUCAAUUGUCUCCUUAUUCUAUUGUACAUGCUUAGGAGUGUACCUAAGCUCUGCUGUUACCCACAGCUCACACUCAAGUGCAACAGCCUCGUUGAUGUACACAGUGGUCACACCCAUGCUGAACCCCUUCAUAUACAGUCUGAGAAAUAAAGACAUAAAGAAGGCUAUGAAAAGAUAUGUGGGGAUGGCAGCUACACAGGGUGCAACUGUCCUGGAGUUGAACAAGGCCAUAUGA